This is a messenger RNA of Talaromyces marneffei, 1884 nucleotides long. RefSeq lists its product as uncharacterized. Bases 1 to 1884 code for a protein of 627 amino acids. Lineage: Eukaryota; Fungi; Ascomycota; Eurotiomycetes; Eurotiales; Trichocomaceae. Gene Ontology annotation, molecular function: sphingomyelin phosphodiesterase activity. The record is from RefSeq and is a predicted model, not a curated record. The transcript is spliced from 5 exons. Gene Ontology annotation, biological process: sphingomyelin catabolic process.
AUGCACAUCGCGUCUUUAUUGAGUGCCGGGUCGGCGCUGGCUGUGCUUGCCAGCGCUUCAGUGCCCGUCAAGAGAGAUGCAGCUUCUUCAAUCUGGAGUCAGAUUGAGAAUACUACGACAUGUUCAGGUUGCCAGACUCUUCUGAUUACUCUUCAGGGGCUGGCACAUCUGGGCAAUGCUCAGUUUACCAGUGUCAUCACUGACGUGUGUAUCAAGGCCGGUGUUGAAGAUCCAGACGUAUGCAGAGGCGCAAUCGGCCUCGAAGGGCCCAUUCUGGCUCACGACCUACGUCAAAUGACCGUUGGAUCUCACACUGCUCAACUCUUUUGUAACACUGUGUUCGGACUUUGUCCCUUCCCCUCGGUAACCACCUACAACGUGCCAUUCCCGUCACCCAAACCAGCAACUAGCCGACCUGCUGUCAGCGGCAAGACUCCUAUUGAAGUUGUGCAUUACAGUGACAUUCACGUCGAUCUCUCCUAUGAGACUGGAGCCAAUUACAACUGCACAAAGAAUAUCUGCUGCCGGCCAUAUACUAGUGCAGAUGCCCCGGGAAAUACUUCUUAUCCCGCUGGGCCUUUUGGAAACCACGCAUGCGACUCUCCAGCCUCGCUUGAGGAGAGCAUGUACGCUGCUAUUCAGGAGAUUGCGCCUAACGCCGCUUUCACUUUGUUCACUGGUGAUGUCGUUGAGGGUGCCGUGUGGCUAGUCAACGAGACCGAGGUUACCAAUGACCUUCAGAGCGCGUAUUCGAAGAUGACAGCGUUGGGUAAAGUCUAUGGUACUGUUGGAAACCACGACGUCGCUCCUGUGAACUCCUUCCCUCCUGCAGCUGUUGUUACAACAAUCAGCAGCCAAUGGGUCUACGAUACCCUCUCAAGCCUCUGGCAAACAUGGAUAGGCUCAGCGGCAUCCGCAACAGCUGACAAAAACCCCGGCUCAUACUCCGUCGUCCACCCCGGAAGCAAUCUGCGCAUCAUCUCAAUCAACACAAACAUGUACUACAAACAGAACUUUUGGCUCUACGAAGCUAAAAUGGAGACAGAUCCUAGCGGUCAGCUCGCCUGGUUAGUGAAUGAGCUUCAAGCUGCUGAAGAUGCUGGGCAACGUGCCUACAUCAUUGGUCAUAUGCCGAUGGGGUCCGGGGAUACUUUCCAUGAUGGAUCAAACUACUUUGAUCAGAUUGUAAAUCGCUAUGCUGCUACUAUUGCUGCUCUUUUCUUCGGCCAUACACACAAAGACCAGUUUCAGAUUAGCUACACCGAUUACACUGCUCAGUCUGCCGCCAACGCCGUCGAAGUCUCCUAUAUCGCCCCUGCCUUGACACCAACCAGUGGCAUGCCCGCCUUCCGCGUGUAUUCAGUUGACCCCGAUACUUUCGCCGUUCUCGACAUCACAACCUACAUCGCCGACAUGUCAGACCCGAGCUAUCAAACCGCCGGCCCAACAUGGACGAAAUACUACAGCGUCAAGGAGGCCUAUGGUCCAUUGGUGACGCCGCCACUUACGGAUGCUUCUGCAGAACUGACACCGGCUUUCUGGCACAAGCUGACGGAAGUGUUCAGCUCUAACCAGACUGCCUUUGAUGAGUAUCAUGUUCGCAAGACUCGAGGCUAUGAUCUGAGUUCAUGCACAGGUACCUGUGCAACGCAAGAUAUCUGCCAAUUGCGUGCUGCCCAGGCGCAGUAUAACUGCGUUACUGUCUCUCCGGGUGUCCACUUCAAGAGGGAUGAUGUCGAGACCGAUGUUGCCCAUGGAGCGCACGGUGACAGCUGCGAAGGCAGUCCGGCUAAGAGCAUUCUCAACGCUUUGAUGACCAACGAGAACUUGAGAGAGGAGAUCGAGACCAAAACUGCUGAGUUGGCUAAGAGGAGGAUGAAGUAG